CUUCAGUCCUGCUUCUCAUUCCACCUCCUCACUUCUUCUCCUCUCUCCCCACAGGUCCUGCUUCCUCUUCCUCGGGAUCCAUCCCAUAAUCGCCAUCUGUCAGCCAGGUUGCCACGGAGAUGCCAGGAACUCUCCCCAGGUUUCCCAGCAUGCCGUCUUCCUUCCUCAGCUCGCUGCCCCGAGGCGUCAACCCUCCCAGUUUACCCAGAGGCAUCUCUCUGCCCAGUCUGCCCAGUUUACCCAGCAUGCCCCGGGGCGUGACCAUCCCCAGCCUGCCGAGGGGGAUGUCGUUGCCGAGGGCGGCCGUCGCCAUGUCGACCGUUACCCAGGCUCCUCGGAGGCUGCUGCAGGACUGCUGCUCCGUGCUGGACCAUCAGACACCAGGAGGUCUGUGUGGUUGCUGCUGGGCGUUGCGCCCUCGCUACAAGCGGCUGGUUGAUAAUAUUUUCCCAGAAGACCCGGAGGACGGGCUGGUGAAAGCCAACAUGGAGAAGCUGACGUUCUUCGCUCUGUCGGCUCCGGAGAAACUCGACCGAAUCGCUGCGUACCUGUCGGAGCGCUUGACCCGAGAGCUGAACCGCCACCGCUACGGGUAUGUGUGUAUUGCGAUGGAGGCCAUGGAGCAGCUGCUGCUGGCCUGUCACUGUCAGAGCAUCAACCUGCUGGUGGAGAGUUUCCUCAGCACGCUGCGUCUGCUGCUGGAGGCCGAUAGGCCACACCUCCACAUCCUCGCCACCAGCUCCUUUGUGAAGUUUGCGAACAUCGAGGAGGACACGCCAUCGUACCAUCGCAGCUACGACUUCUUCGUGUCUCGCUUCAGUCAGAUGUGUCACACCGAACACGAAGACACCGACACCCAGAACAAGAUCCGUGUGUCGGGGAUCCGCGGCCUGCAGGGCGUGGUCAGGAAGACGGUGGACGACGAGCUGCAGGUGAACAUCUGGGAGCCUCGCCACAUGGAGCAGAUCGUCCCAGCUCUGCUGGUCAACCUGCAGCAGCACACACACACCAACAGUGAGUCUCCAGCAGAGCAGACAGAGGUGUGUUUCAGGGAGCUGUUGGGACGAGCUGCUUAUGGACACAUUACCAACGCUGUCAGACCUGUGCUCAUGCACCUGGACAGUCACAGUCUGUGGGAGGGACGAAGCUUUGCUGUCCAGUGUUUUCAGAUCAUCAUGUACUCCAUCCAGCCCCAACACUCCCACCUGGUGAUCCAGCAGCUGUUGGGUCACCUGGACGCCAACAGCAGGAGUCCCGCUUCGGUGCGAGCCGGCAUCGUAGAGGUGCUGUCUGAAGCUGCUGCUAUAGAAGCUACCGGAUCUGUCGGUCCGACUGUACUGGAAGUGUUCAACACGUUACUGCGACAGCUGAGGCAGAGCGUGGACUACCAGCUGACUGGUUACUACGACAACGACGGAAAACGGGAAACCACCUCGAGUGAAGAGAAGACGCUGCAGGACGCAGUCAUCAAAACUAUCGGAUCCUUCGCCAACACGCUGCCCGUGUACCAGAGGUCAGAGGUCAUGCUGUUCAUCAUGGGGAGGAUCCCUGUACCCGGGAUGUACCCCGUUCUGGGCUCGCCCAACGCCGGGUUUGAAGGCAGCAGGAUGAUCCAGGUGAUGUUGCUGAAGUCUCUCCUCCAGGUGAAUUAUUCUCCUUCAGCUCGGUACGACAGCAGUAACCUGUUGACGGCGUUGCCCUCGGCGUUCUUGGAGCCGCUGCUUUCCUUCACGCUGAUGGAAGAUCCAGAGAUCCGUCUGCUCGUGCUCUCCAUCCUCACCUCGCUCAUCGACCGGCGCCACAACGCCCCCAGACUCGCCGCCACCGCCGCUAGUGUGACGUUUGACGUCUCGGUGCUGCAGCGGAAGGAGGACCGGUGCUCUCGACAGGACAACCUGUUCAUCAGGAAGCAGCUAACUGAAUGUUUCUGCAAGCACGUCAGCGCCUCUACAGGCACAUCUACCUCUAACCUGUAA
Messenger RNA from Perca fluviatilis (European perch), 1976 nucleotides. Its product is annotated as protein EFR3 homolog B-like. The coding region runs from base 120 to 1976 and encodes 618 amino acids. Lineage: Eukaryota; Metazoa; Chordata; Actinopteri; Perciformes; Percidae. Gene Ontology annotation, biological process: protein localization to plasma membrane. Gene Ontology annotation, cellular component: plasma membrane. The record is from RefSeq and is a predicted model, not a curated record. The transcript is spliced from 15 exons.